AUGAAGGUCUUAAUCUCCCUCUCCUUACUACUGAGUGUUCUCCAAGUUCACUGUCACCACGUCCCAGGACAGCCUAAGGACUCUGAAGGUCAUGAAGAUAAAAUUAUAUUUGAACCCCCACAUCCUUCUGUGGAAGAAGAACAGGGUCAGAACUUGACGUACGCUCAUGAGAUUGCUCCCAGUAAUGCCAACUUUGCAUUUAGAUUCCACAAACAAAUAGCUUUAGGUGAAGCUGCCAAAAAUAUUUUCUUCUCUCCAGUCAGCAUCUCAAGCACUUUUGCAGCACUGACGCUGGGUGCCAAAUCUGAAACACAAAGCCAAAUUUACAAAGGACUUGCUUUUAACCUUUCAGAGACUGAAGAGCACAAAAUACACAAAGGAUUCCAUCAGCUCAUCAGUGCCCUGAAUGAUCCAAACAACAAGGCCCUGAUUAACACAGGGAACGCCUUAUUCAUAGAUGAGCCACUGAAAAUACUUCCGAAAUUCCUGGAAGAUGUCAAAACCUUGUAUGGAGCUGAAGCCUUUUCAUCCAACUUCCAGAAUUCAUCGGCAGCUAAAACCCAAAUAAAUGAUUAUGUGCAGGCCAAAACUCAUGGGAAAAUACCCCAUGCGGUUGAUGAGCUUGAUCCAAGUACUGUGAUGGUUUUACUGAACUACAUCUUCUUCAAAGGUAAGUUGAAAGAAAGAUAAAUAAAUUGUGAGUUUGUAAAAAAAAAUCUCCAGGCAUCUUCUAAUCUGCUUUGCUCUGCCACUGGCUUUUGUAAUUGCAAUACUGGAAUAAAAUAAAAAAUAAAAAAGAAUCUUCAGGCAUCCUCAGAAUAAAAAGGGUUUUGUAGAUGCAAAUUAACAGCCAUACAGGCACACAGGCAGGUGUAAUAAAAUUACCAGUAAUUAAGGGGAGUUUUGGUUCUGAGCUAGAAUGAAAGUCAUAGCAUGGAAUCAUAGGGGGUUUUUUAAUUAAAGAAAUGGGGGGGUAGAGAGACUUCCCCAUUCUUUUAUGUUGGGUUAUGUGUUGGGUCUUUCAGCUUGUUCAACAUCACAAAGGGUCAACAUGGAAGCAGGGACACUUCUAAUGGACAAUAAGAUGUGAUCUGUGCUUACCUCUGCUUUACUAGUGUAGGGGUAGAAAACUUCUUCUCCACAAGCUAGAUGCAUCCCUCCAGACUUCCUUAUCCAUUCCUCAGGACUCUUCCCAGACCAUAAUCCCUUCCUCAGGGUCAUGUCUCCCACUGGCCCUGCUCUGUAUUUUCUUCAACACAGAGAAUCGUAUCCCCCAGGCUGCACCCCUCAGCCUUCCUGUUCCACAUCCUCCAUGCAUUUGCAUGGCAGGAAUGUGUCCUUGAGGUGUGGCAAUACCUCCUGAUUCCCUGGAUCAAGGAUAGAGAGAUCGGUGGGGAAGUCUUUCUCUGAGCAUUUUUACCUCUGGCCCCAACUCACCAUUGACAUGUUGCCCUUGGAAGAUUUCCCAGGAGAAAUUGAAGCCCUUAGGCUUAAAAAGAUGGUCCUCCAUGGCCCUGAUGAAUUUCACGAUCCAUUUACUCGGUUCUUGGAACUUUUCUUUUCUUUUCUCCCUUCAAAGCCCAUUGGAAAUAUCCUUUCAACACUCACUUUACAAAGGAAGAAGAUUUUUUUGUAGAUGCAAACACAACUGUGAAAGUCAACCUAAUGUAUCGAAAUGGCUAUUACAACUUCCUCCAUGAUGAAGAGCUGUCUUGCUCAGUGGUGGAAAUUCCAUACAAAGGAGAUGCCAGUGCAUGGUUCAUUCUGCCAGAUGAAGGGAAAAUGAAGCAGGUGGAGGAUGGCUUGAGCAUGGAAUUUCUGGAUAGAUGUAAAAGAUCCUUCAUAUAUGAGUAAGUCUCCUAUGUGCUGUUAUUAAACUGUUGCUGCUGUUGAGCUGAUAUUCCAUGGCAUUUCUCCUUUGGCCAUUUUGGGGAGAGAGGGCAAAACAAAACUACCACCACCACCCCAAGAAAAAGAGCGGCAGAGAAGGUGGGAGGAGACAUUAUGAGACAUUUCAUGAGGAUGGAAGUGUGGAGAUUUGUGCCCUUUUUCUUACUAUCUUUUACAAUGGGGGGGGAAACCCUAUAGCCCUCAAGAUAUUGUUGGACUACAACUCCCAUCAGCCCCAGCCAGCACAGUCAAUGGUCAGGGAGGAUGGGAGUUGUAGUCCAAAACAUAUGGUCAACCAGAGGUUCCUCACUCCUGUUUUACAAGCAGGCCAUGAGAAACAAUCAGAAAGAAACACCCUCACUUUCUCAAGGGAUGAGGAAUUUUGGGUAAUGUGGGUGGGGUUUGGCACAGUGCUACCUUUAUUAUAGAUAAUGCCUUUACAGUACAGGACAAGAGUCAUCAGUUUUGAAACCUAACUUGGAUACAUAGGAAGCUGCUUAUCCCGAGUCAGACCACUGAUCCAUCUAGUAAGCAUAGUCGUAGGCAGCAUUCACGUGACAGCUUAUUCCAUUUUCAAAAUAUUCUCUUAAUCAUUAAGUUUCUUGUUAUAUGUGAGCUUUCACGUGAUAUAAAAGACAUGUCUGGAACUAUAGGAAUUAAAGGAGAGAGAUGCAGGGAUUGUAGAGUCCCAUCUACAAAUGUCUGCAGUUGUUUGGCAACCAAUUCAUUUAUAUUUUAAACUUAAUAUAAAUGUAUUGUUUUGGAACAAAGUAAAAAUCCAUUGUAUGGAGGUCAGUUCUUCAUAACCACCAUUUCUCCCCAGUUAUGGUCCUCCCUGAUGCUAAAGUGCAGCCUCCCCCAACCUGGUGCCUUCCGGAUUGGGCAGCCCAUCACGAGCUAACUAAAGUUGAUGGCAAUUUCAGUCUCAAACAUCUGGAUGGCACCAGGUUAGGAAAGGCUCCUAUAGAAGACGAAUAACAGAAGCAGGAGGUGAGCAAAGAAACCACCCUGCUAUUGAUACACCAGCAUACAAAUCCACUACUUGCCCCUGUUUAAUUGUACAUACCAAUGUUAUUUGCACUUCUGGAGGUAAUCUAAACAAAAUUAUUUGCGCUCAUAAUUUAAUGUUUGGAUUUUGCUGUCCAUGUGUUAAUCAGAGAAAUGCACCUGUACCUUCCAAAAAUUUCCAUUUCUGGAUCCUAUGAUGUCAAAAACACUUUGCAGAGAAUGGGUGUGACUGAUGUCUUUAGCGACAAGAAUGCUGACCUGUCUGGAAUUACCGGGGAACCCAAUCUGAAAGUUUCCAAAGUAAGUAUGUGAGGGGGUCUUUAGAAAAGCAUUUCAUGAGAGAUGAUCUGGUUGUGGGCAUUAUUAUUGUGACUACUAUUAUUUGUGCCCUUUCACUCGGCAUGUGCAUUAGGAUGAACGCCAAGGUGGAGGUCGCUUGUCAAAUUCAUAUACCCAAGGUGUUCAGAGCGAAGGGGAUGAUUGUUUCCAAUCUUUGUCUCCACCGCCUCAGGCAAUGCAUGCAAACAUGCCCAGGAAUAAGGAGAGCUUUCAUCCCUCCUGCAUUAGGUAGCUUCCAUGCCCAGACUAUACUUUGUUUUGGUUAAUGUGGAUUCCUUAUUCUGCAGGUCUUCAGAAUCAUUAUAUUUUUAAAAAAUAAAUAUACCCUUUCUUCCAUACAUUUGUGUCUUGAGUCAUCUUGUGGAUGUGAUGGCAAUGCAUUAUUCUUAAUCUAUGUUGCCAAGACAUUUGGAAUACUACAUACAAUUCAAAUCCCCACACCUUAAACAAAACACUGUAGACUAGAAAAUAGUUCAGAAAAGGCCAUCUGAAACAAUUAUAGGGUAAAGCAACGGCCUAUAGAAUUGUAGAACUGUAGAGUUGUAGAAUUGGAAGGGACCGUCAGGAUCAUUUAGUCCAACUAACUGCAAUGCAGCUGUCGCAUGUGGGGAUCGAACCUGCAAGCUUGGCAUUAUCAGCACCAGGCUCUAACCAACUGAGCCAUAGGAGAGCUUACAAUGUAGAAGUCGGGACAAUGAAAGUAAAUAAAUAAGAGGUGACAUGAUAGUUCAGAAAAGGGCGUCUAAAAGGAUUGUGGGGGUAGAGGAACUCCCUGUUUAUUUGCAGGGGCAGGGAGAGUGGAGGCAAAUAAGGGGCACAAUAGAGGUGGAGAAGGGGGAAAGAGGGAAGAUCUUACCAUUCAUAAUCCUAGAACCCAGAGUCACCUGGAACUUUUGGAUAUUUACAUGGAAGACAGAGUUAGUUACCCUUCCAGCACACAUGUUAUGGUAGGCUUUCCUCCAUCACAUAUGAAGACAAGUAAUAUGUCACUAUUUCCCUCCAGGCCAUUCACAAGGCUGUCGUGGACAUUCAUGAGGGUGGCACUGAAGCCGCCGGAGUCACAGUUAUAGAGCUUUCACCAAGGUUUGGAGGUCUUGCUCCUAAUCCUAUCUUUAAGAUCAACAGACCCUACCUCUUUCUAAUUAUGGAAAAGAAAACACACAGUGCCCUCUUCUUAGGGAAAAUUGUGAACCCAACUGAAAAAUGA
Podarcis lilfordi (Lilford's wall lizard) is the source of this 4444-nucleotide messenger RNA. The record is from the annotation of a GenBank genome assembly. NCBI's taxonomy places the organism in Eukaryota, Metazoa, Chordata, Lepidosauria, Squamata, Lacertidae.